Molecule: messenger RNA, 2345 nt
Organism: Mizuhopecten yessoensis (Yesso scallop)
Lineage: Eukaryota; Metazoa; Mollusca; Bivalvia; Pectinida; Pectinidae
Product: signaling mucin HKR1-like
Exons: 11
Coding region: 199-1953 (584 amino acids)
Source: RefSeq, a predicted model, not a curated record
UCCUUCGUAUCUACCUAUCAGCCGGUUUCGCGGGUGGAUGGCGCGCAGAGGUAAAACAGGGAUCGAUACUAAAGUCAGAACCAUAAUCAAGCAGAGUGGCUUAUCCAUGUGUCAGUGAUGAGAAGAGAAUAAGCGGAUGUGGAUGUGUUGAUACCAUCGUCAUCAUCUUUGCGCAGACUAAUUCGAAACAGUUUUAAAAUGAAGAAGACGGUGUCGUUCCUUGCACUGCUAUUGCUGGUACUCAAUGCAGCACCAGACAUGGUCUUUGCUGGUGAGGCUGACUCAACACAGGAACAGGAAGAUGUUCCAUGUGUCCAGGGCGAGAUUAGAUGCGGGGACAUAGGAAAAUGCCAGAAAAAUUGUACAGACAAUGACGAUGAAGAGUCCGUUCUAAAGCGACGACGAAGGAAUGCAAAUGGUGGUUCAGCCUCAGACAGCGCACAAAAUACAGCAAGUACAGCUUCGACCGCAAACAGUAUGUGGCCCUCCUUGACGGAAUGCGUUUCUACAGAGAGCUCAGGAAAUACUGUCUCUUAUCCAACAAUGACUACGUACAGCACAGGAAGCUCAGUUUACGUCACAGACAGUUCAGGAUUUAGCCCAUCAAGUGAUGUCUCUAUACGAUGCACUAUGGCCCCAACAGAAAGUUAUCCCUCGACAAGUGCAACAAGUACUGACUUCAUGUCAGCAAGUUCGGCCUCUAUGCCAGCAAGCUAUUCUUCUAUGCCCCCAAGUUCUGCUUCUAUGGCAUCAAGUUAUCCUUCUAUGCCACCAAGUUCUGCUUCAAUGCCACCAAGCGAUUCUCCUAUGCCACCAAGUUCUGCUUCAAUGCAACCAAGUUCUGUUUCAAUGCAACUAAGUUAUUCUUCAAUGCCAUCAAGUUUGGCUUCUAUGCCACCAAACUAUUCUACUAUGCCACCAAGCUCUGCUUCUAUGCCAUCAAGUUAUUCGUCUAUGCCACCAAGUUCUCCUUCGAUGCCACCAAGCUAUUCUACUAUGCCACCAAUCUCUGCUUCUAUGCCAUCAAGCUAUUCGUCUAUGCCACCAAGUUUACCUUCGAUGCCACCAAGUGUUGCUUCUAUGCCACCAAGUUCUGCUGCGAUGCCAGCAAAUACUGCGUCAAUCUCUCCAAGUCCUGCUUCAACUGCAGCGAGCGUUGGUUCUGUAUCUGCAAAUACUGUUUCCACGAUGGAAAGUGCUUCUGCUGUCAUAUUAAUUACCGCUGAGAUCUUCAGGAAGACAAAUGAAGAAAUAAAACUCAAAGUCCCAGGAACGUUGUCCGCACUCCUUGCCAACAACAGUGUGGAAAAUGUAACAAAACAUUUCAGGACACAAUUUGCCGAUCACUUAAACGUGACCGAAAGUCGGAUAAUAAACCUACAAUUCAUCCAACUAACAGAAACCGCCAGAAGACGAAAGAGAGCAGUUUCUCAAUCUACUUUCGUGAUCGUGAGUUUUGAAAUAAUACCUGCAACAUCAUCAUCACAAGAGACGAUAGCCGCUUUGGUAAUUAGGUUGAGAAACGAUGUCUUGGGCGGAAACUUCACGCUCACUGACACAUCGGGAAAUCCCAUCAGCGUUGAUACAACAUACUUCAGUACGGCAACUGUCAGUGCAGAUGAAGCUCCAGAGAAAAGACGUGACAUAGUGCCGAUUAUAGUAGGAACCGUUGUGGGCGUCUUUUGUCUGGCUCUCAUCUUCAUCAUCAUCGUCGUUGUAAUUCUGAAAACGAAGAAACACAACAAACACAACUCGUUAGUGUCGCCCACCCCCUCGCCAUCCUCGAGUGGAGGCAAGCCAACACGAUCACCUUACGAUGAUGGUACAGCUGGUCCACUACCUGAAAAGAACUCAAAUGACAUGAGAAACCAAAGUUCUGUAGUCGAGAAUGAAACAGCUCCAGGAACGAGCACUCGUCCGGGGUCUGAAUCGCAAACACAAGAUAGGAACUAACGCCCACGACUGAAUGGAAUGUCGAAUCAUCGGAACUGCGUGUACACCGUAGGCAAAGUCAAUACACCAAACAAUGUAGGAACCAGGUUAUACUCAACGGAUUGUUUUUAAGAAUGAAUUUCUAUGUUCCUGGCAUCAACAUCCAAUGUUGUCAUUUUAUGAUGAAUCGAAUAAUAAACAUUUUCACUUUUUUAACAACAGCACGAUCUUUAGGUUACGACUGUGCUCGAAAAUCAUAAUACCAGUUAGAGCAAGAAAUAGCAAAUGGAAGCAAAUUAGCCUAAUCAACCACCACAAAAACAGACUUCAAAUUAGUAUAUUGAUAUAGACAAAAGUUGUUAUACGUCACCAAAAAGGACAUGGACAGUCGAUAGGAAAGAGAAGAACAGAAA